UGCCUAGGGAAUGGUGCUACCCACAAUGGGCUAGGUCUCCCUACAUCAAUUAGACACUCCCCUCCAUACAUGCUCACAGGCUAACUUGAUAUAAAUAAUUCAUCAUUAACUCACUUUCCAGGUGUCUCUAGGUUGUGUCAAGGUGACAGUGAAAACCAGCACAGACGUCUCUGGUAGAAUAUUUGAUAUGAAGAAAUUGUUUAUGAAUUUGAGGUGUGAUUGUGACUAGGCGUACAUGUUUCUGUCUAUAAGAGAUAUAUGGCAUGUUGACAGUUUUUUUUUAAAGAAAUGCUAUGUUCUAUGGUAUUAGCUUCAAAGUAUUAAUUAGAGGAGAGUGGAGUUUAGAUGGCACAAAAUUCAAGUGGUUGACAUUGAAUGACGCAUACCUGGAAGGUUCUUGUACUAAUUUGUCUUUCUAUUCUGACAGAUAUUUAAAUGUUUCCCAUAAGAAACAGUGAAAACCAAGAGCUGUGAGUGUAGCUCGGCUAGUGGAGUACCUGCUUAGUAUACCUGAAGCCCUGAGCUCAAUCCCCAACAUCAUAUAAACCAGACGUGGUGGCACAUGCCUGUAAUCCCAGCAAUGGGGAGGUGGGGGGCACGAGGAUCAGAAGUUCUUUCACAUAGUAAGUUCAAGGCCAGCCUGUUUCAAAACACUUGCACACACACACACACACACACACACACCCCAAAAUGGAAAACAAAACAAAACAAAACAAACAAAAACAAAGCCUUAAAGCCACCCCUCACUUGAGGACUCCAUGGAUACCUUUUGCAGGGACCUCAGAUGGGUACACAAAGGGGACUGGCACAUAACCACCUGGAAAAGCUGUUCUGCAAAGUUCAUUCAGGUCGAGGCAGCAGGUGGCUGUUGCAGGGGAAGCCUGUGUGCCCAGGGAAAAUCUCUGGCUCUGUUCCUCUCAUUACUUUACUGGACUUCAGAUGUGGACUUUCCUAAGGAUUCAUCUGUCUCUUCGCCUUUGGAAAUAGUGUCUGGGAAAAUAUUUAUGAGGACGGUAAAUGAGAUGCUUUGUUUGCUUCCAAAACUACUUCUUAAUGUUAUUUCAUUCUUACUGUUUUGUGCAGGGCUGGGAUCAAACCCAGGGCCUCCUACGUGCUAGGCAAGUGUUCUACCAGUAAGCCACACCCAGCCUCAUUCUUGAGACUGAAGGAGUGUUUUGAUUUGUGUAGGAGCUGAACUAGCCUGCUCUCUGUCUUACCCUUCUAAGGCCCCUGGAAACCUUGUACCCCACCUCAGUUCCCAGAGGGGCGAGUUACCUUCUUAGAGAGAACUCUGUUCUUGCUUGGCAGUGGGGACUUUCAAGGUCGAUGUUGAGGGCGGGGCCCAGGUGGGGCUGGGUGGAGCAGGGUUGUCUGGUGUGGCAGGUUUGACCUCACCCACUGCAGGAUGUGUUGAUACAACAGAGUGGCCUCUGGAGAGGGAACCAGGACCGUGUGUGGAGGGGGAGAGACUGGGCAGCCUCCCUGCCACCGGGCCCUGGGCCACUGGAAAGCCACAACUGACUGGGGCCGCUUGCUGCUGCUGCUGCUUUUGCUUCUUCUGUGCCCUGCUCCAGGAAUCAGGCAGUGAGUCCCCCACACAGAACGAACUCCAAGGAAACUCAGACUAAGGCUGGACCAACAUGGCGUCUGUGUUUCGAAGCGAGGAGAUGUGUUUAUCCCAAGUGUUUCUCCAGGUGGAGGCUGCAUAUUGCUGUGUAGCUGAGCUGGGAGAGCUUGGCUUGGUUCAGUUCAAAGAUCUAAAUGCAAAUGUGAACAGCUUCCAGAGGAAGUUUGUGAAUGAAGUCCGGAGGUGCGAGUCACUGGAGAGAAUCCUGCGUUUUCUGGAAGAUGAGAUGCAAAACGAGAUUAUAAUCCAAGUGCCUGAGAAGGAUGCAGAGACCCCUCUCCCUCGGGAAAUGAUCACCCUGGAGACUACCCUAGAGAAGUUGGAAGGAGAGUUGCAGGAAGCCAACCAGAGCCAUCAGGCUUUGAAGAAGAGCUUUCUGGAACUGACAGAGCUCAAAUACCUCCUAAAGAAAACCCAGGACUUUUUUGAGACAGAAACCAACUUAGGUGAAGAUUUCUUUGUUGAAGACACUUCGGGUCUCUUGGAGUUAAGAGCCAUACCUGCAUUCAUGACUGGAAAGUUGGGGUUCACGGCUGGUGUGAUAAACAGGGAGAGGAUGGCUUCCUUCGAGAGGCUGCUGUGGAGAGUUUGCCGGGGAAACGUGUACUUGAAGUUCAGCGAAAUGGACACACUUCUGGAGGACCCUGUGACGAAAGAAGAAAUUAAAAAGAAUAUAUUCAUCAUAUUUUACCAAGGAGAACAGCUCAGGCUGAAAAUCAAGAAGAUCUGUGACGGGUUUCGUGCCACCAUCUACCCCUGCCCGGAGCAUGCAGCGGAGCGCAGAGAGAUGCUGGCGAGUGUCAAUGUGAGGCUGGAAGACUUAAUCACUGUCAUUACCCAAACAGAGUCUCAUCGACAGCGCCUGCUGCAGGAAGCAGCUGCCAACUGGCACUCCUGGGUCAUCAAAGUCCAGAAGAUGAAGGCCGUCUACCACGUGCUGAACAUGUGCAACAUUGACGUCACCCAGCAGUGCAUCAUCGCCGAGAUCUGGUUCCCAGUAGCAGACACUAGACACAUUAAGAAGGCCCUGGAGCAAGGCAUGGAACUCAGUGGCUCCUCCAUGGUCCCCAUCAUGACAGAAGUGGAAACUAAAACAGACCCUCCCACCUUCAACAGGACCAAUAAAUUUACAGCUGGCUUCCAGAACAUUGUCGAUGCGUACGGUGUAGGCAGCUACCGAGAGAUAAACCCAGCUCCCUACACUAUCAUCACCUUCCCCUUCCUGUUUGCUGUGAUGUUUGGAGACUGUGGUCAUGGAAUGGUGAUGCUGAUGGCAGCCCUGUGGAUGGUCCUAAAUGAGAGGCACUUGCUGGCGCAGAAGAGCACCAAUGAGAUGUGGAACAUCUUCUUCAAUGGGCGCUAUCUGAUCCUGCUCAUGGGUAUCUUCUCCAUUUACACCGGCUUGAUCUACAACGACUGUUUCUCCAAAUCUUUUAACAUCUUUGGCUCCUCUUGGAGUGUCCAGCCUAUGUUCAGAAACGGCACAUGGAAUACUCACAUUGUGGAAAAUAGUCCAUAUUUGCAGCUGGACCCAGCCAUCCCAGGAGUGUAUUCUGGGAAUCCCUACCCGUUUGGGAUUGAUCCGAUUUGGAACCUGGCUUCAAACAAGCUCACAUUUUUAAACUCCUAUAAGAUGAAGAUGUCAGUCAUCCUGGGAAUCGCUCAUAUGAUUUUUGGUGUUAUUCUCAGCCUCUUCAAUCACAUUUACUUCAGAAGAACCCUCAACAUCAUUCUGCAGUUCAUCCCCGAGAUGAUUUUUAUGCUGAGUCUGUUUGGAUACCUGGUUUUCAUGAUCAUUUUCAAGUGGUGCCGUUAUGAUGCCCACACAUCCCGGAAGGCUCCGAGCAUCCUCAUCCACUUUAUCGGCAUGUUUCUGUUCGACUACGAUGACUCUUCCAAUGCACCCCUGUACGGCCAUCAGCAAGAAGUCCAGACUUUCUUUGUCAUCAUAGCGCUGGUGUCUGUACCGUGGAUGCUUUUGAUUAAGCCAUUUGUCCUUAGAGCCAAGCACCAGAAAUCUCAGCUGCAGUCUUUCACAAUCCACGAGGAUGCCGUGGAGGGUGACCACUCGGGCCCCUCUGCUAAGAAGACUGCAGGUGCCCAUGGGAUGAAGGACGGCCAUGAGGAGGAGUUCAACUUUGGAGACAUCUUUGUCCACCAAGCCAUCCACACCAUUGAGUACUGCCUGGGUUGCAUCUCCAAUACAGCCUCAUACCUUCGGCUCUGGGCCCUCAGCUUGGCUCAUGCAGAGCUGUCCGAGGUGCUGUGGACCAUGGUCAUGAGCAUCGGCCUUCGCCUUCAAGGCUGGGCAGGGCUCGUUGGCGUCUUCAUCAUUUUUGCGGUCUUCGCCGUCCUCACCGUGGCCAUCCUCCUCAUCAUGGAGGGCCUCUCAGCCUUUCUGCACGCCCUCCGGCUGCAUUGGGUGGAAUUCCAGAACAAGUUCUAUGAGGGGGCUGGCUCCAAGUUCUGCCCCUUCUCCUUUAAGCACGUCCUGGAAGGGACGGCUGAGGAGUAGGCCUGUCUGUAUCCUGGUGCAGGCUGAAGAAAUCCACUCUCGUCUCUGACGUCAGCCCGGGCCAGGUGUCCCGUGCCGAAGCCCUUCUUGGCUAUCUGAAGCGUGAAGCUGUGUAAGGUGCAGUAUUUAACAGGACUUAUCCACCUAACUGAGGGGCUAUUUUGAUGAAUCAUUUGGACUUCAUGUGUAGUCUUCAUGAUCAAAUACUAAAAUAACUGGGAAACGGGGAAGGGGGACACCAGACCGCUAUCUUCCUGUGAUAGUUUAUUUUUAUUUUACUUUCUUUCUGUUUUGAGACAACGUCUCUCUAGCUUUAACUGUUCUGGAAAUAACCACACAGGCCAAGGAUGUCCUUGACCUUGAACCCAGGCUCCUCCUGCCCCUACUUCCCAAAUGCUGAGGUGACAGGCAGGAGCCCCCUCACCUGAAGUCCUGGCGUAUUUCAAGUGUUAUAAUCAUGAAAAUAAACGUCUGCUUUCUUCAC
Messenger RNA from Mus pahari (shrew mouse), 4626 nucleotides. RefSeq names its product ATPase H+ transporting V0 subunit a4 (gene Atp6v0a4). Gene Ontology annotation, cellular component: plasma membrane; vacuolar proton-transporting V-type ATPase complex; vacuolar proton-transporting V-type ATPase, V0 domain. Bases 1641 to 4142 code for a protein of 833 amino acids. The transcript is spliced from 21 exons. Gene Ontology annotation, molecular function: ATPase binding; proton-transporting ATPase activity, rotational mechanism. NCBI's taxonomy places the organism in Eukaryota, Metazoa, Chordata, Mammalia, Rodentia, Muridae. The record is from RefSeq and is a predicted model, not a curated record. Gene Ontology annotation, biological process: vacuolar acidification; proton transmembrane transport.